Myzus persicae (green peach aphid) is the source of this 970-nucleotide messenger RNA. RefSeq lists its product as uncharacterized. NCBI's taxonomy places the organism in Eukaryota, Metazoa, Arthropoda, Insecta, Hemiptera, Aphididae. The coding region runs from base 173 to 970 and encodes 265 amino acids. The transcript is spliced from 3 exons. The record is from RefSeq and is a predicted model, not a curated record.
GUUUGUUGUUCAAUGUUCACACACCAUCAGUGUUUACUGGCAGUUCAUAUUAUAUUAUACAUUUUUGGUUUUUGGAAUAGGAUUGAAAAUAAUAAGAGUUAAUUUACCUAUUGUGAAUUAAUUUAACAAAUAUUAUUAUUUAGUUAAUACCUAACCGUGUACACUUACGAUUAUGCCGCGGCAAAAUGCGUCUCCACGAGUCAGUCGUCGUAAUAAAAGAAAACUGCACAUUGACUAUUUGAAUGAAACAUCAUUAGAGCGUGAUGUAGAUUUGUGUGAAGAUUUAUCUAUCGACGUGACUAAUGAUUCCCAAACAUCGUUGGAAGGUCACAGAGACCUGUUUGGUGAGCUGAUACCUGAAGAGUGUGUUAGUGACAAAGUGGUUCAAAACAAAUCAAUAAGGAAGACACCAGGCUCAAAAAAAAAGAAAUUACCUCAUGAAGAAUUAUUAUUUGACACUCCACCAAGACCCAACUCCUUGAUGGAUGCCAGUGCGAGGUCAAGUAAUGUUUCAAUUGCAUCAACCGACAGCCUCAAUGUAAGCGGGGUUGAACGCUUACAAGACAGCCCCGUAACAACCGGAAAAAACGAGUCUAAAAUACAUAUCAAAGAAGAAGAUAAUGAACAGAAAUCGUCUAAAGUUCUUGAAGGAGUUAUUGGAUUCGUUGAUUAUAAAAUCGACAGUGAACACAAUAAAAAAUACGUUAGUCGAUUUCUUACUGAUUUGGGUGCUAAAGUCGCAAAAACAUUCAAUCGAAAAGUUACCCAUGUAAUAUUUUGUGAUGGCAGCCGUAGCACGUAUAAAAAAGCAGUUGAGCGUGACAUUCCACUAGUUUCAGCAAUGUGGAUACACUACAGCAAAUUAUCUAAUAAGAUUCAGGAUCCAGCUGACUAUCCUCCUGUAGGUAUGGAUAAAUACACUACAACGCCAUCAAGGAAAAUUAUUAUUCCAGUAAGUAAUUUUCAGUGA